This is a messenger RNA of Pistacia vera, 1070 nucleotides long. RefSeq lists its product as uncharacterized. The coding region runs from base 255 to 755 and encodes 166 amino acids. NCBI's taxonomy places the organism in Eukaryota, Viridiplantae, Streptophyta, Magnoliopsida, Sapindales, Anacardiaceae. The transcript has 6 exons. The record is from RefSeq and is a predicted model, not a curated record.
AAUAUUACACACCCGCAUUUAGGGCUAUAAAAGAAGGUAAUGACGAAAGACCACUGAGAAGUGCAUUUAGCGCCUAAGUUUCAAAGAUACCGUUAAGAAUUUUUCUUGCUAUUCCAGUUUCUAAGUUACCCACACCUACGCUCCCAGAUUUGAACCCUCUUCCUCACGACUACGACGGCGAAGGCGAAGGGGAAUCCAACGUAAGCCGUUCCACGGCAACGCCGACCGGCGAGAAAUAUAUUGAGGAUUGAAAAAUGGAUGAGACUAUGAGGCAACUCCAGCAAAAUUUGAUUGAGCUUGAAACUGAAGCUGAGCGUCUUCUUUUAGCCCGACAUCAGUUAGUUGAAAAUGAUAAAGUGAGGAAUGGGAACAGGGAAGCGCUAACAGCUCUGAGGAAGAGGGCUAGGACCACGAGAACCAGUAUUCCAUCUCCUUUUGAGUCAAUAAUGAAGGAUAUGGGGCAUCCUGGAACUAGGCCUUUGGUGAAGGAGGUAUGCACAACCUGCGGUGACCAUGACGCAAAUGAGCACACAUGGAUGAUGUUCCCAGGAACUGAUGUCUUUGCUAGAACUCCAUUUCAUGCUGCUCAUACUAUUUUGGAGACAGAUCAAACACAACUUGAUUAUGAUGCAAAAAAAUUGCAAAGCUAUGUGAAGGAGAAAUCCUUUCAUAUCUCAGAAAAAGGUGCCCUUGCUGACAAGAUCAGUCCUGGUGUGCUCAGAUCUCUAGUAACUUUGUCGGACAAACCAAAGUGACAGUUACAACAGCAGAGUCACCAAUUAGAGAGCACAGCAUUAGUUAAAAGACUGGCUGAAGAUGCACAGAUUUUGAUGAUUUUGACUUAAGACAAGAUUCUCAGGAUCCAACUUUCAUUUCUUUGUUAAGACGUUUGUGCUUUCAUGGUGAAGGCUUCAAAUGGUGGUGCACGAGUACAUGUGGACAAACUGAAAUGCCCAGAAUUGGUAGCGUCAUUGUAAGUUUAUAAAUUUGGGGAUGAUUUAUUUCAGAAUGAGACGUCGGCAUGCCAACGGCUUUAUUUAGUUUAAUUCAGUUUAAUUGGUACCAAAAAA